This is a messenger RNA of Morone saxatilis (striped sea-bass), 5335 nucleotides long. Its product is annotated as RNA polymerase II elongation factor ELL. Lineage: Eukaryota; Metazoa; Chordata; Actinopteri; Moronidae. The transcript is spliced from 12 exons. The record is from RefSeq and is a predicted model, not a curated record. Gene Ontology annotation, molecular function: cis-regulatory region sequence-specific DNA binding. Gene Ontology annotation, cellular component: transcription elongation factor complex. Gene Ontology annotation, biological process: snRNA transcription by RNA polymerase II; transcription elongation by RNA polymerase II; positive regulation of transcription elongation by RNA polymerase II. The coding region runs from base 1 to 1806 and encodes 601 amino acids.
AUGGCAGCGCUGAGACAGGAGCAUCGGUAUGGGCUCUCCUGUGGCAAAAUCAACAAAAACACCCCGAAUCAAACUCUCUACCACGUCAAACUCACUGACACUGCCAUCCGGACCCUGGAAGCCUACCAGAACCUGAAGGCAUCACUAUCAAAUCAGCCGGCGAUUUGCUUCAAGGGGAGCCAGGGGUACAUAAAGAUCCCAGCACCGACCCCUGAGUCCCCUGAUGGAUUGAGAGUCUUCUCAUUCUACCUGUCCAGUGACAGCAAAGACAAGCCUCAGUCCAGCUUCGACUGCAUUCAUCAGUACGUCUCAGGGGAGGGCAGGGAUCACCUGGAGGGCCAGGGCAGCAUUCAGGACAAGAUUACAGUUUGUGCCACAGACGACUCCUACCAGACAACCCGGGAGCGCAUGUCUCAGGUGGAGAAGGACAUCUGGAGCCGCUCAGCAAUUGAGAUCAAGCCGGGGCCAAGUAAGUGCGUGAAGGUCCAGAGGAAGCAGGGUCUGGUAUCAGGCUCAGAUAGCAGCAACAAGCACUCUCCCAGCAACAAGAGGAGCCUGGUUCCCAGCCCUGUGGCACACCGGCCCUUGAGGGAUCGCAUCAUUCAUCUCCUGGCCUUAAAGCCCUACAGGAAACCUGAGCUGCUACUGUGGUUGGAGAGGGAGCGGGCCAGCCCAAAGGACAAGGCUGAUCUGACCUCAGUACUGGAUGAGGUUGGUAAACUGAACCCUAAAGACCACAGCUACUGUCUGAAGGAUGAGUUCUACAGACACGUCCAGAGAGACUGGCCUGGAUAUCUAGAGGAGGAGAAGCAGCUCAUCCAUAGGCUCCUGAUCAAGAAACUUCAGCCACUCCACGGUAGCCAGUUGAAGAGUCCCCAGUCCAACCAUUCAUUCCACAAAACUCCCGGGGACUCUCCUUCACAACUCAGUCCUGCCAAGAAUCUCUCUGUGAAACGCCUACUGCCCUCAGACCCAUCCAACUGUCAGACCCCCAAAAAACAAAGACUAUUAGACCAGUGUUUGCCUCUGCAGUCGCCCUCUCAUGGAGAGUGUGGCACCAAUGGGCCUCGUAGCUCCUCCAGUCAUGGAAACUCAAGUGUACAGGUCAAAUUGGAGUUUGACAAAACCAACAAUCAUCUCCAGGGGAGCCCAAAUCGUCUAUACUCGCCGCACAAACUCAGUGCGUCUUCCACCAUUCCCAAACUGGAGAGGACGGAGCCAGCCCCUACUGCACCCAGCUCUAAGCGCCCACACACUGACACGUCCAUUUGCACUGACCAACAGAUCACCAAUGGCCAACAUAAAAAGAAGAGGUCCAAAAAGCACAAAGACAAGGAACGAGAGCGCUUAAAACCAGAAUGGAUUGAGACCAGUCCAGACUUGAAGCAAAACCAAGAAAAUGGCCAUAAAAAUGAGCAUGAGGGAGAGAAAACACCUGUCAAUCGAACCUCAGCAGAGGAACUUCCUGACUAUUUAAUAAAAUACAGCACCAUAACAGCACUGGAGCAGCGUCAACAGUACAAGGAUGACUUCUGUGCCGAGUACGAUGAAUACAGAGCUCUUCAUGACCGUAUUGGGGCUAUUACAGAGAUGUUUGUUCAGUUGGGCUCAAAGAUCAACACUCUCUCCCCGGGAACACAAGAGUACAAGCUAAUGGAGGAGCAAAUACUACAAAAGUACCGAAAGUAUAAGAAAAAGUUUCCUGGGUAUCGGGAAGAGAAGAAGCGAUGCGAGUACCUUCAUCAGAAACUGUCACAUAUCAAAGGCCUGAUCACAGAUUAUGACCGAGCACAAGAAUUUUCCUAGUAACUGGCGUCUACCCUCAGCAGGGUGUAAUAUGACUGGACCAAAAGACUCCUAAUUGACCCAAAGACUGCCCAGCUGGGUCCUGGAGUUGCUGAGACACUAUUCACUUUACUCCUGCGAGUGUCAAUGGAAUCGAGGAGUGGGCUGAGACCACCAACUCGUGAUCAAUUGCCCUUUAACGUUAUGGUUUUCAAUGAUGAUUAUCGCUGUAAUGGCUGGAUUUCGUUCUGCUGUAAAAUGGUCAGAUGACGCAGGGAAAGCCAAAUCCAAUUUUUUUCUGAAAUGCAAAACAGAUGUGAUCGUUCCUUAAUUGCAUUUUUAUUCUAUCCUUUUAUCUUGUCAGAACUAAAAAGUGUUGAUUAUAAAAAAAAUAUUAAAUUGAUAGUACAAUCAAUCUUAGGGGAAAACAGAUGCUACUAAAGCCUUUAUAUUUAACAUACAGAGGAAUUUGUUUAUCUGCUGUUUGCUGAUAGAAAGUCAAAUGUUGACAUAACACAUUCAAUCACAUGAAUUGUUCAUUAGUUACAGUAAUAAGACCCCAUAAUGACAUUAUUAUAUGGUCUUACCAUGAACAGUGCAUCUCUUCAGACUACAUGCAAACUCAAUUUAUCAUCCAUAUAAAACUUCUAUUUCUACAGGACCAAAACCUAUCUCAAUGUAUCACACAAAGUUUAAAACCUAAUAACCUACACAAUAAUGUGGUUAGGACUAGUUUCUUCGGGCUUUGAUCCUAAGAAGUAGCUUUCUGCCAACGUCUGGUUUCAUUUCUGAGAAAUGUUGGAAUGACACAACACCAUUCUUCCCAGUACCGUAAUGCUUGUUUCAAGAUAGUACUUGUGCACAGUUAGUGUCAAUUUCACCCACAUGUAGCCUACCAUGAACUGCCUUUUCAUUAUCAACUCGCAAGACUUCUGGUUACAGGUUUGUUUACUGAUACAGUACUCACAGUAAGUAUGCUUUAUUUACGCUGUAGAUGAAUGAUGACAAGUUGCUCUGUGAAACAUCACUCUACAUGCAGUUUUAAAAGCUUACAGGGUAUUUAUCUUGAUAAUCAAGCUUGUCCAAAGAUUUUGAUUUACUUUGAUUUUCCUUUGGUUGAAGUCUUGAUGAGGGAUUUGAUAUGGAUGUGACAGAAAUGCCUUCAACAAAUUGGACUGUGGGAUUUUUAGCCCCGUGUCUGAAGCACGGGGAGGAUGGCACUGUGGGUCAGCCACUCAGUUCAAACAACUUCGGUUCAGUUGGGUGUAAAGAACAGGCUGACCUCUGAGGCUGCUAACCGGGCUUUUAGACUCAUUUUAAACUUUCUGGAAUUAUUUGUACCAAGGCAGGUACAAAUAAUAUAUCUGAAAAGCCACUACUUGUAUUAUUAUUUCACCUUAAUUAGCUGUGGCCUGAAGUAGGAAAUAGUGAUCAGAUUACAGUGUUCGCUGGCCAUUUGCAUCAAUGUAGCUGUACUCACAACUGUUGUCUUAAUGAUGGCUUAAAAUGGGAGAAUGAAGCUAAUAUUUGCCUUAACAUGUAUGUUCAGACAUUUCCAAGAUUACGGUAUCCUUGUUCUGAAUUGUUCUUGGGUUUAGCCUGCAUAGUUCAGAGCGAUAUCAGACUAUUGCUGUAUGUCUUUGAGUUUGAAGGAAAGUUCAGUUACUGGAUAGUUGUUGUGCAACAGUUGUCUAAUUUAAGUAUUUGUUUUUUUCCCCAUGUGCGUCUUAAUCAUUUUCUGUUUUAGCUUCAUUUGUUGUCUCAUAAUCAGAUAAUCAUGAACUGUAAAGGAAUUUAAUUCACUGUCCAGUCCUAUCAAGCACCACUAUCAGAUGAAUCAUUGCAGAAAUCUAUAUACAAAAUAAUGUGCUUUGCUUUCACUGUGUUCUCGAUGCAAAUACUCAGUGGGCUGAUUGUCACUCAGUUAGCAGCUCUUUUGCAUAAGUUAAAUGUUUUUUGUUUUUUUUUACCUUUGGUAUUCUGGGAUGUUUGAAGGAUUAGCAACAGUUAUUCUGUCUUGGCACAUAUGAAAGUUUCCUAUAAAAUGAUAUUUAUUUAGCACUGACUAUUGGAAAAAGGAGAAUUGUAAGCUCAGAUGGUCUUAAUUAAUCAUGAGCAUUAAGUAUCAUCAGAGCUAAAGAAAUGCUGGUUCUUAAAGCUCCGAUACACCUACAGAAAUUUUCUCAUUAUUCUGGCUGUUUGGGUCUAUUCUCAGGACCAGUCCUUACACUCUUUUAUGAUUCUUUAUGACGAGCUUAGCAAAUGUACUACAUAGCUCCAACCAACUUGAGAAAAUGUCUGAUCAGUCAAAAUAACUGAAAACAACUGUGUGUUUAUUUCUGGUACUGGAUCUGGAAAUCAAUGAGGCAUAGUUAAAUUGUAUGUAAACAAAACAAAAAAAAAAGACCACAAGGCCUGCUUACAUAUAGAAAAUAAUACAUUUUUGUUUCACAGAAUCUUUUCUUCAUAAAAAGGUACUGAAACAUUUUUAAUGGAGAUUUAAUGAUGGAAACGCCUCCAUAACACCAUUUAGACUGUGAGAUCUUACAAGUAAUAACAAGUUACAGAACUAAUUAAAUUUAAGGGCUUACCAUUUGCCACUAAAGUAGUAUAGGUCAAUUGUACAAUAAAUAAAUAAUCAGAAAAAUUGCAUUAUGGGUGAUACAAAUAUCAGUCCAAUCAUAGUAUGAAUGAACAUAAUUGUAUCAUUCAUGUGAACGUGUUGUUUUUCGGAAACCGUGGUUAAAAAAAAGGGCUUCUCAAGUGCUAACUGUGAUGUUUUUUUUUUAUUUACUGUUGCAGGAGCUAACUACUGAAGGUGCCUUUUUUAUUCAAAGAGCAGAUUUACUCUGCAUGUAACUAUCAUUGGUAUUCUGGAAGAAAAGAAAAAAAACUAGAACCAGCAGUAUUUACACAUCUGUAGUUUCACACUGUUGCCACUUUUCAAAGUGCUUUGAUCAUAAUUUUUAGAUUGAGUUGUAAAAUGUAUUAAGUGUAUUGGCACUGACAUGAGAUCAUAUUUAAGUAGAUUUUUUUCCCUCAGACAUGAAAAUAUGACAUUUUAAAAAUGCAAUGUUUUUUCCAGGAAAUGGUUUUCCAGGACAGAUAUUAAACUGUCUCUAAUGUUUGCAAUUGCAUACAAGUAUAUAUGAAAGAACAGCCUGGAUUUGGUUAUAAUUUCCAUUUCUAGGCCAGCAAACAGGUGUGUUUAAUUGAUUUGUUGGUACUGGAAAAACAGCGCCCCGAUGGAAAUGUGAAAUCAAACAUUUUGCAUUAUAAAAUCACUGCAAUUGAUCUACCUAGGAGAACAAAUUUCUUUAUUUAAAGCUUUGUAUGUGUUUUUCCUUUUAUGAGAUUCAUCUUUGCAUAGCUAGUACGUUUUUUUUCACUGCUAAACUUAAAAGUAUGGUGAAAGGGAAAUUGAAUAUAUUUUUGCAAUUUUUAAAUGGUGGAUGCUUUGUCACAAUGCCAUCCUCUUGAGAAAAGCUUUCAGAAAAAAAGUGUAUUGUUGUCUCAGUAUAAUUGAAAAAUAAAGCUCUUUUCAAUUCAA